Molecule: messenger RNA, 6552 nt
Organism: Pecten maximus
Lineage: Eukaryota; Metazoa; Mollusca; Bivalvia; Pectinida; Pectinidae
Product: proline-rich protein 36-like
Biological process (GO): V(D)J recombination
Molecular function (GO): sequence-specific DNA binding; ubiquitin protein ligase activity; endonuclease activity
Source: RefSeq, a predicted model, not a curated record
AUGUCCUCAGCCACCAGCCCCCCUCACGUCUUUGGCCACCAGCUCCCUCACGUCCCUCGGCCACCAGCCCACUCAAGUCCUUGGCCACCAGCCCACUCAAGUCCACGGCCACCAGCCCCCUCACGUCCUCAGCCACCAGCCCCCUCACGUCCUCGGCUACCAGCCCCCUCUAGUCCUCGGCCACCAGCCCCCUCACGUCUUCGGCCAUUAGCCCCCUCACGUCCUCAGCCACCAGCCCCCACAUGUCCUUGGCCACCAGCACCCUCACGUCCUCGGCCACCAGCCCGCUCACGUCCUCGACCACCAGCUCAUCAACUCCUCGGCCACCAGCCCCAUCAAGUCCUUGGCCACCAGCCCCCUCAAGUCCUCGGCCACCAGCCCCCUCAAGUCCUUGGCCACCAGCCCCCUCAAGUCCUCGGCCAUCAGCCCCCUCACGUCCUCGGCCACCAGCCCCCUCACGUCCACGGCCUACCAGCCCCCUCAAGUCCUCGGCCACCAGCCCCCUCAUGUCUUCGGCCACCAGCCCCCUCACGUCCUCGGCCACCAGCCCCCUCACGCCCCCCUCAAGCUUGGCCACCAGCUCCCGCACGUCCUCGGCCACCAGCCCCCUCACGUCCUCAGCCCCCUCACGUCCUUAGCCACCAGCCCCCUCACGUCUUUGGCCACCAGCUCCCUCACGUCCUCGGCCACCAGCCCACUCAAGUCCUUGGCCACCAGCCCCCUCAAGUCCACGGCCACCAGCCCCCUCACGUCCUCAGCCACCAGCCCCUCACGUCCUCGGCUACCAGCCCCCUCAAGUCCUCAGCCACCAGCCCCCCUCACGUCUUCGGCCACCAGCUCCCUCACGUCCUCAGCCACCAGCCCCCUCACGUAUUUGGCCACCAGCUCCCUCACGUCCUCGGCCACCAGCCCCCUCAAGUCCUCGACCAUCAUCCCCCUCAAGUCCUCGGCCACCAGCUCCCUCACGUCCUCGGCCAUCAUCCCCCUCACGUCCUCGGCAAUCAGCCCCCUCACGUCCUUAGCCACCAGCCCCCUCACGUCUUUGGCCACCAGCUCCCUCACGUCUUCGGCCACCAGCCCACUCAAGUCCUUGGCCACCAGCCCCCUCAAGUCCACGGCCACCAGCCCCCUCACGUCCUCAGCCACCAGCCCCUCACGUCCUCGGCUACCAGCCCCCUCAAGUCCUCGGCCACCAGCCCCCUCACGUCUUCGGCCAUUAGCCCCCUCACGUCCUCAGCCACCAGCCCCCUCAAGUCCUCGACCAUCAUCCCCCUCAAGUCCUCGGCCACCAGCUACUUCACGACCUCGGCCACCAGCCCCCACACGUCCUCAGCGACCAGCCCCCUCACGUCCUCAGCCACCAGCCCCAUCACGUCCUCGGCCACCAGCCCCCUCACGUCCUCGGCCACCAGCUCCCUCACGUCCUCGGCCACCAGCCCCCACGUCCUCGGCAAUCAGCCCCCACGUCCUCGGCCAACAGCUCCAUCACGUCCUCUGCAACCAGCCCCCUCACGUCCUCGGCCACCAGCCCCCCUCAAGCUUGGACACCAGCCUCCUCACGACCUCGGCCACCAGCUCCCUCACGACCUCGGCCACCAGCCACUAGCUCCCUCACCGCUCCUCGGCCACCAGCUCUCUCACGUCUCCGACCACCAGCUCAUCAACUCCUCGGCCACCAGCCCCCUCAAGUCCUUGGCCACCAGCCCCCUCAAGUCCUUGGCCACCAGCCCGCUCAAGUCCUCGGCCACCAGCCCCCUCACGUCCUCGGCCAACAGAUCCAUCACGUCCUCAGCCACCAGCCCCCUCACGUCCUCGGCCACCAGCCCCCUCACGUCCUCAGCCACCAGCCCCAUCACGUUACUCGCCCACCCAGCUCCCUCACGUCGUCGGCCACCAGCCCCCUCAAGUCCUCGGCCAUCAUCCCCCUCACGUCCUCGGCAAUCAGCCCCCUCACGUCCUCAGCCACCAGCCCCCACGUCCUCGGCCACCAGCCCCCUCACGUCCUCGGCCACCAGCUCCCUCACGUCCUCGGCAACCAGCCCCCUCACGUCCUCGGCCACCAGCUCCCUCACGUCCUCGGCCACCAGCCCCCACGUCCUCGGCCAUCAGCCCCCUCACCCACCAGCCCCCCUCACGUCUUUGGCCACCAGCUCCCUCACGUCCUCGGCCACCAGCCCACUCAAGUCCUUGGCCACCAGCCCCCUCAAGUCCACGGCCACCAGCCCCCUCACGUCCUCAGCCACCAGCCCCCUCACGUCCUCGGCUACCAGCCCCCUCAAGUCCUCGGCCACCAGCCCCCUCACGUCUUCGGCCAUUAGCCCCCUCACGUCCUCGGCCACCAGCCCCCUCACGUCCUCAGCCACCAGCCCCAUCACGUUCUCGCCCACCAGCUCCCUCACGUCGUCGGCCACCAGCCCCCUCAAGUCCUCGGCCAUCAUCCCCCUCACGUCCUCGGCAAUCAGCCCCCUCACGUCCUCAGCCACCAGCCCCCACGUCCUCGGCCACCAGCCCCCUCACGUCCUCGGCCACCAGCUCCCUCAUGUCCUCGGCAACCAGCCCCCUCACGUCCUCGGCCACCAGCUCCCUCACCCCCCUCACGUCCUCAGCCACCAGCCCCCACAUGUCCUUGGCCACCAGCACCCUCACGUCCUCGGCCACCAGCCCGCUCACGUCCUCGACCACCAGCUCAUCAACUCCUCGGCCACCAGCCCCAUCAAGUCCUUGGCCACCAGCCCCCUCAAGUCCUCGGCCACCAGCCCCCUCAAGUCCUUGGCCACCAGCCCCCUCAAGUCCUCGGCCAUCAGCCCCCUCACGUCCUCGGCCACCAGCCCCCUCACGUCCACGGCUACCAGCCCCCUCAAGUCCUCGGCCACCAGCUCCCUCACGUCCUCGGCCACCAGCCCCCACGUCCUCGGCAAUCAGCCCCCCACGUCCUCGGCCAACAGCUCCAUCACGUCCUCUGCAACCAACCCCCUCACGUCCUCGGCCACCAGCCCCCCUCAAGCUUGGACACCAGCCUCCUCACGACCUCGGCCACCAGCUCCCUCACGACCUCGGCCACCAGCCACUAGCUCCCUCACGUCCUCGGCCACCAGCUCUUCUCACGUCCUCGACCACCAGCUCAUCAACUCCUCGGCCACCAGCCCCCUCAAGUCCUUGGCCACCAGCCCCCUCAAGUCCUUGGCCACCAGCCCCGCUCAAGUCCUCGGCCACCAGCCCCCUCACGUCCUCGGCCAACAGAUCCAUCACGUCCUCAGCCACCAGCCCCCUCACGUCCUCGGCCACCAGCCCCCUCACGUCCUCAGCCACCAGCCCCAUCACGUUCUCGCCCACCAGCUCCCUCACGUCGUCGGCCACCAGCCCCCUCAAGUCCUCGGCCAUCAUCCCCCUCACGUCCUCGGCAAUCAGCUCCCGCACGUCCUCGGCCACCAGCCCCCUCACGUCCUCGGCCACCAGCUCCAUCACGUCCUCUGCAACCAGCCCCCUCACAUGCCGGCCACCAGCCCCCCUCAAGCUUGGCCACCAGCCCCCUCACGACCUCGGCCACCAGCUCCCUCACGACCUCGGCCACCAGCCACCAGCUCCCUCACGUCCUCGGCCACCAGCUCUUCUCACGUCCUCGACCACCAGCUCAUCAACUCCUCGGCCACCAGCCCCAUCAAGUCCUUGGCCACCAGCCCCCUCAAGUCCUUUGCCACCAGCCCCCUCAAGUCCUUGGCCACCAGCCCACUCAAGUCCUUGGCCACCAGCCCCCUCAAGUCCUCGGCCAUCAGCCCCCUCACUUCCUCGGCCAACAGAUCCAUCACGUCCUCUGCAACCAGCCCCCUCACGUCUUCGGCCACCAGCUCCCUCACGUCCUCGGCAACCAGCCCCCUCACGUCCUCUGCCACCAGCUCCCUCACGUCCUCGGCCACCAGCCCCCACGUCCUCGGCCAUCAGCCCCAUCACGUCCUCGGCCAACAGCUCCAUCACGUCCUCUGCAACCAGCCCCCUCACGUCCUCGGCCACCAGCCCCCCUCAAGUUUGGCCACCAGCCCCCUCACGACCUCGGCCACCAGCUCCCUCACGACCUCGGCCACCAGCCACCAGCUCCCUCACGACCUCGGCCACCAGCUCUUCUCACGUCCUCGACCACCAGCCCCUCAAGUCCUCGGCCACCAGCCCCCCUCAAGUCCUUUGCCACCAGCCCCCUCAAGUCCUUGGCCACCAGCCCCCUCAAGUCCUUGGCCACCAGCCCACUCAAGUCCUUGGCCACCAGCCCCCUCAAAACCUCGGCCAUCAGCCCCCUCACGUCAUCGGCCACCAUCCCCCUCACGUCCACGGCUACCAGCCCCCUCAAGUCCUCGGCCACCAGCCCCCUCAAGUCUUCGGCCACCAGCUCCCUCACGUCCUCGGCCACCAGCCCCCUCACGUCCUCGGCCACCAGCUCCCUCACGUCCUCGGCCACCAGCCCCAUCACGUCCUCGGCCACCAGCCCCCCUCAAGCUUGGCCACCAGCUCCUGCACGUCCUCGGCCACCAGCCCGCUCACGUCCUCGGCCACCAGCCCCCUAACGUCCUCGGCCACCAGCCCCCCUCAAGCUUGGCCACCAGCUCCCUCACGACCUCGGCCACCAGCUCCCUCACGACCUCGGCCACCAGCUCUUCUCACGUCCUCGACCACCAGCUCAUCAACUCCUCGGCCACCAGCCCCCUCAAGUCCUCGGCCACCAGCCCCCUCAAGUCCUUGGCCACCAGCCCCCUCAAGUCCUUGGCCACCAGCUCUUCUCACGUCCUCGACCACCAGCUCAUCAACUCCUCGGCCACCAGCCCCCUCAAGUCCUCGGCCACCAGCCCCCUCAAGUCCUUGGCCACCAGCCCCCUUAAGUCCUCGGCCGUCAGCCCCCUCAAGUCCUCGGCCUUCAGCCCCCUCACUUCCUCGGCCAACAGAUCCAUCACGUCCUCUGCAACCAGCCCCCUCCCGUCCUCGGCCACCAGCUCCCUCACGUCCUCGGCAACCAGCCCCCUCACGUCCUCGGCCACCAGCUCCCUCACGUCCUCGGCCACCAGCCCCACGUCCUCGGCCAUCAGCCCCCUCACGUCCUCGGCAAACAGCUCCAUCACGUCCUCUGCAACCAGCCCCCUCACGUCCUCGGCCACCAGCCCCCCUCAAGCUUGGCCACCAGCCCCCUCACGACCUCGGCCACCAGCUCCCUCACGACCUCGGCCAUCAGCCACCAGCUCCCUCACGUCCUCGGCCACCAGCUCCCCUCAAGUCCUUGGCCACCAGCUCAUCAACUCUUCGGCCACCAGCCCCAUCAAGUCCUUGGCCACCAGCCCCCUCAAGUCCUUGGCCUCCAGCCCCCUCAAGUCCUUGGCCACCAGCCCACUCAAGUCCACGGCUACCAGCCCCCUCAAGUCCUCGGCCACCAGCCCCCUCAAGUCUUCGGCCACUAGCCCCCUCACGUCCUCGGCCACCAGCCCCCUCACGUCCUCGGCCACCAGCCCCCUCACGUCCUCGGCCACCAGCCCCCUCACGUCCUCGGCCACCAGCUCCCGCACGUCCUCGGCCACCAGCCCGCUCACGUCCUCAGGCACCAGCCCCCUAAGGUCCUCGGCCACCAGCCCCCCUCAAGCUUGGCCACCAGCUCCCUCACGACCUCGGCCACCAGCUCCCUCACGACCUCGGCCACCAGCUCUUCUCACGUCCUCGACCACCAGCUCAUCCACUCCUCGGCCACCAGCCCCCUCAAGUCCUCGGCCACCAGCCCCCUCAAGUCCUUUGCCACCAGCCCCCUCAAGUCCUUGGCCACCAGCCCCCUCAAGUCCUUGGCCACCAGCCCCCUUAAUUCCUCGGCCGUCAGCCCCUUCACGUCCUCGGCCACCAGCCCCCUCACGUCCUCGGCUACCAGCCCCCUCAAGUCCUUUGCCACCAGCCCCCUCAAGCUCUUGGCCACCAGCCCCCUCAAGUCCUUUGGCCACCAGCCCCCUCAAGUCCUCGGCCAUCAGCCCCCUCACUUCCUCGGCCAACAGCUCCAUCACGUCCUCUGCAACCAGCCCCCUCACGUCCUCGGCCACCAGCCCCCCUCAAGCUUGGCCACCAGCCCCCUCACGACCUCGGCCACCAGCUCCAUCACGACUUCGGCCACCAGCCACCAGCUCCCUCACGUCCUCGGCCACCAGCUCUUCCCACGUCCUCGACCACCAGCUCAUCAACUCCUCGGCCACCAGCCCCCUCAAGUCCUUGGCCUCAAGCCCCCUCAAGUCAUUGGCCACCAGCCCACUCAAGUCCUUGGCCACCAGCCCCCUCAAGUCCUCGGCCAUCAGCCCCCUCACGUCCUCGGCCACCAGCCCCCUCACGUCCACGGCUACCAGCCCCCUCAAGUCCUCGGCCACCAGCCCCCUCAAGUCUUCGGCCACUAGCCCCCUCACGUCCUCGGCCACCAGCCCCCUCACCUCCUCGGCCACCAGCCCCAUCACGUCCUCGGCCACCAGCCCCCCUCAAGCUUGGCCACCAGCUCCCGCACGUCCUCGGCCACCAGCCCGCUCACGUCCUCAGGCACCAGCCCCCUAA